CCCCGGCGCCGGGCGGAUGGUUGCAGGCCAGGCUACGCCUCGAAUCAUGACGCUUGCGCCCACGCUCUUGCGCUCCAUCGCGCUACGUGGACACAGUCGAACUUCAAGACUGCGCAAGUGUGCAGGCCUGCGCAACCCCUACGACUAUUCUUCCUCUACCUACAUAUACCUAGCGACACUGAUCUACGUGCUUCGACACUCGGACUUCGGUGUUCCCCUGCAUACGUCACUCCACAAAUAAUAGCACAGCUCCGGACUAGUUGCGGCGCGUCACUCAGAGCCACAUCAUGUCGCGCCCUACCAUAUCCAAGGGGAAGACUUCGUAUCCCAUCUUCGCCGCAAGCUUCGCAACCAGCAGACCCGGAGUACUCGUAGUUGGUGGUGGAGGUGGCGGAGGACGACAUGGCGUUAAAAACAAGAUCACACUUUUCGACUUCGCAUCGCGAGCGCCGACCGUGGAGCCUAUUGCCGAAAUAGAGGCCUCCACAGACGACUCGGUAACAUGUCUUGCCAACCUUGCGACGAAAGACGGCCUCAUACUGUACGCUGGAGUCAACAGCAGCGAGGAGGAUCGUGCAAAAGACAACAACGAGCACUUCCGCGCGUUCGAGGCCAUAUUACCAAAGGGGAAGAUCGCGACAGAGGGCACGGACGUCAACAUAUCGUAUCUGAGCAAGACAAGGCUCUUCGCGCCUGUCAAGGAUGUCAAUGCAAAGAAGGAGGGAUAUCAGCGGUUGAUUCGCCUGUCACCGCCACAGAGGACCGCAGCAAGCCCGCCCGCACGACGCAUUGGUGCGAUCGCGUCCAGUCUCGCAGGUGACGAGAACGAGAUUGUGGUCUUCAGCGCAAUUUCCAAUAAGCCAAAGGAUCCGCAAGACAUCCUCCAGCGCAUCCGGCUAGGAAAGAAUGAAGAGGCUAAUGAUAUCGACAUCUUUGACAAGGGCAAUGGACAGUUCGAGCUUGCCUACGUACUUGAUUACGAUGUGAUUGUACACAACAUCAGCACAACACAGACCAAACCAAAGGACGCGCGCCGGAAGCUUUACUCUAUCCCUCUACCAGCACCUGGACAGAAGGGUGGACGCUCCAAGCUGCGGUGCAUACGAUGGCUGACUCCUGAGCAUCUUCUGUUGCUUGUGAACAAGCCUAAUAGGACUGGGGUUGAAGUACUGCUCGUGCACAUGUACGAGGAAGGGCCCGGCAGCGUCGUCGUGCGAAAAACGCUGCCAAAACGCGUCAAGGCCGCAACGGACAUGGAUGUUGCCCUUUUGGAUCCCGACUCCUCAGGAGCAUACCAGAUCGCUAUUGCCAUAGCGGCGAUCGACAUUUCGCUUCACGUGUACUCGAUCGACUACAAUGGUCGCUUGAGGAACUCGUUAAGCCCGUUCCAUCACUUUGCUACCUAUGAUGACGUACACGAGGUUCAGAUGACCAAGGCCGUCUUCUCACCAUUCCAUAAACCUGUGCCCAUCCCAGAUCAGCCGUCAGAUCGGAAAGCAGUACCACAGUAUCUCCGCCUGGCCUCGACAUCACUCGGCAAUACCGUGUCUGUGGAGACGUUCGAACUGCAGCCGUACAACGGACGUCAUGUCCUCCAGACAGCGCGAACACGGAACCUGUAUAGCGCUGCCACAUAUAUCGUCAUAGCCAUGGUCGUGGCCGCGAUAGCAUUGAUGAUCCAGUCCAUCCUCGAUCCCCAGGGCGAGUUGACAAAAAAUAUCAUCCCGAGCAGUCUCCAGAACAUAGGAUCACAGUACAAACCCAUGGGUGAGAUGACCCGGGACAAGCGCCACCAGGCCGCUCUCAACAACGCAGACACCCCGACGAUGAAGACCGUACACCGUAUCCAGGACCUUCUCCAUCUCCACAUGCCGCACCACGCCUCUCCCGAUCCGCCUGCUCAGCAAAAGGCGCUUGUCAUCCAUCACGACCCCGAAGGCGCAGAGCUUAGUACCGAAGUGCACGAGAGUACAGAUGACGUGGUUAAGAAGCAUGCCGAGGCGAGGCAGUGGGCCGAACUUAGCGAGGAGGAGAGGCAUUACUGGAGGAAGAAGCUCAGCGAUGCAGGGAUGUGGGCAGUGGGCGAGGGGGAGACGAUUCUGAAGAGCAUCUUCUUUGGAAAUAUUGCGGGCGCCAUUGGUGCUGCUGCGCAGGGUGUGAUUGGGUGAGCGGAGGGAGAUCGAUGGUCGCGUGGUUUUUGCGCGGUCAGCACGAUGAGACGCGGUCAUGACGCGGUAAGCUCAUGAUCUGCGAUGUGCAGCUCGGUCACUGAAAGGGUUCGAGCUUGGGCAGGAUUGUUGUGGACGAGAUUAGUGGUGCCUGAGCGAUGUCCUGAUGAGGCCUGGUGAUGUUGCUCCUUCCUAGACAUGUUUGUGAUAUCCUACUCCUACACUUUUAUAGAGCACUGAUCAAUGCACCACCUACCAACUUUAGGC
Molecule: messenger RNA, 2435 nt
Organism: Boeremia exigua
Lineage: Eukaryota; Fungi; Ascomycota; Dothideomycetes; Pleosporales; Didymellaceae
Exons: 3
Coding region: 288-2168 (626 amino acids)
Biological process (GO): protein secretion
Cellular component (GO): endoplasmic reticulum membrane
Molecular function (GO): guanyl-nucleotide exchange factor activity; protein binding; GTPase activator activity
Source: RefSeq, a predicted model, not a curated record